Molecule: messenger RNA, 909 nt
Organism: Centruroides sculpturatus (bark scorpion)
Lineage: Eukaryota; Metazoa; Arthropoda; Arachnida; Scorpiones; Buthidae
Product: SH3 domain-binding glutamic acid-rich protein homolog
Exons: 4
Coding region: 105-491 (128 amino acids)
Cellular component (GO): cytoplasm
Source: RefSeq, a predicted model, not a curated record
AAAUAAAAAAAUAAAUACUCGAAGCGUGACGUCAUUGAUUAAACUAUAACAAAACUUUAGAGGGCGCCUCAUCGAAGCACACGGAAUCGGGAGAAAGAAGGAAGAUGGUCAUCAGGGUGUUCAUCUCCGGAGUUUCGGGCAAUCAUGAAAUACGUAAACAACAACAGCGUGUUCAGUUUGUACUGGAAUCAUUAAAAUUAGAGUUUGAUGUAAUUGAUAUUACAGAAACUGGAAGAGAAGAAGAUCGUAAUUUUAUGAGAGAAGAAUGCAAGAAACAUGACAGACCAAAUGCUCUUCCACCUCAAAUAUUUAAUGGUGAUAUUUAUUGUGGCGAUUACAAUGAUUUUGAAGCUGCAAAUGAGGAACAAUAUCUUAUGAAGUUUUUAAAAUUAGAAAAUCAAGUUUCUACUGCCGAAAUAACUUGUCUUCAAAAGACAUGUAAAGAUGAUACUGAUAUUUCUAAUAUUGAAUCAGUACAAAAUGACGAAUAAUCACAGUUUUUUAAUCUCAUGCUUUUUUAUAUAAUUCCAUUAUUUGAUGGAAUAAGGUGCCAAGCAUUAUCUCAAAUUUUUAAAUAUUAUAAAACCCAAAAAGUGAGAAGGCAUUUAAUAUUUCAGUAUUAAGUAAAAGUUGCCAUUUGUUAGUAACUGUAAAUAUUAGAAGAAAAAACAGAUCAUUCCUAAAGUUGUUUAAAAAUUUAUAACACUCUUUACAUGUAUUUAUACUAUUUUACUGUUAUUUAUCAGUAAAAAUGUAAUUGUAUCUUUUGUAUUAUGAUGAAAAUAAGAAUUAUUCUUUUUCUAUAAUAAUUUAUUUUCUCUUUCUAAGAUUUUUGAAAAUAUUUGCACAAUGGUUUCUUAUAUUGCUUUAUAGAUUUCUGAAAUAUUAAUAAAGAUAAUUGUGAAUAAA